Molecule: messenger RNA, 1297 nt
Organism: Vespula vulgaris
Lineage: Eukaryota; Metazoa; Arthropoda; Insecta; Hymenoptera; Vespidae
Gene: Rad60
Exons: 6
Coding region: 203-1117 (304 amino acids)
Biological process (GO): cytokine production; positive regulation of transcription by RNA polymerase II
Molecular function (GO): protein binding
Source: RefSeq, a predicted model, not a curated record
AAUGACUUAUACGCAAAUUUACAAUGCUACAGUGUCAGUUGUAUAUAAUAUGUAUGUGUAAUAUAUUUUGAAAAAUUGUAAAAAGGAUAAUUAUAUUACUAUUGUUAUUACUGUGUAUAACUUUAUCCACUUGGAUAUAAAACAUUGACCACGUGUAGGAAAAGGGAAUAAAUAAAUUUCUUAUAAAAAAUUGAAUAAAACAAUGAAUGGCAUACAAAUGGAUAGUUCUUCUGAGGAUGAGAAUGAUAUAUAUGUUAAUUCUGUAGCACGUUUAAAAGCUUUACAAAACAAAGUCUGGAAAUCUAAAAGUUGGAAAUAUGGAUCACAUAUGGAUCAACAAAAUGAAUUACAAAAAAGUAAGAAAGAAAAUAGAAAGCAAGAAAAUAGAAAGAAAGAGAGAAGAAAGCCGAGGAAUGUACAAACUUACUAUUUUACUCACGAUACAAAUAAAGAUGCAGAAAUUGUUCCUGUAGAAGAUUCAGGCGUUAUAUCUGAGCAAAAAGAAAAUAAUAAGUAUGCAAAAGUUCGUAAAAAUAUUAAAACAAUAUCAGAUGAUAUAGUAAUUUUGGAUUGUAAUAGCGAUGAGGAUAUAGAAAAGGAUGAAAAUUUUGAUGUAAAUGUGAAGAUCUUAUGGCAAUCUAGAACUAUUCACCGUUUAAAUAUAUAUAACCAUGAUAAUUUUAGGAAAGUUUUCCAGUAUUUUGCGAAUAUGGAGAAUGUUUCUAUAGAGCAAAUUUUAAUAAUGAAAAAGGAAAAACGUAUAAACUUAACAGAUACUCCUUCCUCUAUAGGUCUUUCAAUCAUAGAUAUUCUUGAAGGUGGGAUAGUAGAUGCAGAUACGAUUUCUCAAAAUGAAUAUAAAAAUCGCAAGAAUAGCAUAGAAGAAAACAUAUGUCAGAUCAAAGUACAGACUGCAAAUAAGGAGUCAUUAAUGUUUCCACUUAAGAAAAAUCAACAAUUUAAAAUACUAAUUGCUAGUUGUGCACGUCAAUGGGGUGUUAAUAAAUCUAAUAUUAAAUUGUAUUUUGAUGGAGAAGCCAUUAAUGUCAGUGAUACACCAGAAAGUUUAGAUCUGGAACAAGAAGCAUGUAUUGAUCUUUGCAUUUCUACAAAAUAAUAUAUGAUCAUGUUAUUAUUAUAGAAAAAAAAGGAAACAAAAGAUGCAAAGAAAAAUAUAAGCUUAAAAAUGAAAUUGAAGAAUUGAAUAUAAUAUAAUAAUACAGUAUAAUAAUAAAAAAAAAAGAAGAAUAAAAUCAUAUGCAAAUGUAUGCAAGAAUAUGCAAGCAAGAAACAGAAA